Messenger RNA from Exophiala oligosperma, 609 nucleotides. RefSeq lists its product as uncharacterized. The coding region runs from base 92 to 565 and encodes 157 amino acids. NCBI's taxonomy places the organism in Eukaryota, Fungi, Ascomycota, Eurotiomycetes, Chaetothyriales, Herpotrichiellaceae. The transcript is spliced from 3 exons. The record is from RefSeq and is a predicted model, not a curated record.
CAUUUCUCAUCCACAUUUUUAUACAACAUGGGCAGAUUGGUCCACUACUUUUCAAUGUCCAGUGUAUAUUCCCGAAGUUGACUCGGUCUGGAUGAACCGCAAAGAUUGUCCGACCGCAACACUCAAAUUCCUCAAAGAGCCCGCGACGGAACUCCUCCCAGGUCUCACGGCGGUGAUAUGCGGGGGUCAUUUUCCAGGGAGUAUGGUCUUGCAUUCUGCGCCACCAAACACUCCCAUCCCGACAUUGUUUGUCGCGGACACAAUUUUCGCCGUGGCUUCGGGACAUAAUCCGGACCCCGGCAAGAGAAAUGACACGAUAUCCUAUCAAUUCUUGUGGAGUAUCCCGAAUUUCAUCCCAUUGCCACCAGACACGGUGAUGCAGAUUUGGAAAGCUCUCAAGCCGUUCGAGUUCAAGGCGACGUAUGGUGUUUUCGCCAAGAUGACCAAUGUUUUCGAAAAACCUGGCCAGACAUUGAGUUUAAAAGACAGAGUUUUGCAGAGUGCAAAGAUUGCAGUCAAGGCGAUGGGGUAUAGUGACCAUGCCAUCUUUGCAGAAGAGUUGUAGUUGUUCACGUAUGCAAGUAUGCAAGUAUGCUUUUUCGUCCGUCG